CACAAUUAAGAUCUGCUUUCAGGUUUUGAACUUCGACCCAAUUAAUACAAAAAUGGCGAAGACACAAAGCCUGUUGAUUGCCUUUGUCUGGGUUCUGGCCGUGGCCUCCAUGAUCAUGUCUGCCGCCGCCAUUCGUCCAGCAACCAUCUCCGGCAGCAAUGUUCAGCCUCAGUUCCAUCAUUGGGGGUACCACCACGGCCACCACGGUGAUCAUCACCGCAAGCUGUGAGUGGAGUGCUUCAAAUUGAUGGAGAUUAUAAGCGGGAUGUGGUGUCUGCUAUCUAUCUAUUUAUCGUCGGC
This is a messenger RNA of Linum tenue, 300 nucleotides long. Lineage: Eukaryota; Viridiplantae; Streptophyta; Magnoliopsida; Malpighiales; Linaceae. The record is from the annotation of a GenBank genome assembly.